GUCAACGUAUUUAUUUGUGGUGUUUCCUGUCUGAGUUGCUCUGUGGUCGUGACACCAGACGCAGCUGUCUCGGAAUGCUGAAGCUCAUGCUGCUGUUCCUGACACUGUCAGGCCUCAAUGCCAUCCCAAUUGCAUCUCUGAGACGUUUGCAAAAAAUACCUCUUGCAAACCAGAUUGCUGAUGGCUUCCAGCAAGGAACUGAGCCCUUCGGGAAGCUCCCAGUUGACCUCGAUGCCAGCCUGGGGCAGGAACACAUGAGUGAACGAGACACACGAGCCUUAACUGGAAAGGGAUUUGGAGAAAUGGAGAGAAGACACUGGUUGAAAGAUGAGGUCCAUGUUGAAGUUCCACUCCAGAAGAAUGGUGGCGGGUGGGUCAGGGUGGAGGAAUAUGCUUCUUCUCAUCUGGCAAGCGGUUUUAAUCAGGGCACUGAACCUUCUCACCGUAUCCCAGAUGGUUUUAGGCAGGGAACUGAACCUUCUCACCGUAUCCCAGAUGGUUUUAGGCAGGGAACUGAACCUUCUCACCGUAUCCCAGAUGGUUUUAAGCAGGGCACUGAACCUUCUCACCGUAUCCCAGAUGGUUUUAGGCAGGGUACCGAACCUGUUCUUACUAUUCCUGAAGGCUUUAGACAGGGAACAGAACCCUCAACCUCCAAAUUCCAAAUAGGGAGUAUGGCAUGUAAGGGGGAAAUCAUCAAUGGUAAUUGCUACGAGUUCAACCCUGCUCCUCUGAACUUCCACGAUGCACAGUCUUCCUGCAGAGGUGUUGCCCCUAAUGCUCAGCUUGCAUCUGUAACAAGUGGCGAUCUACUUUCCCGCCUGGUUUCCAUGGUGACUGGUGGUGGAGAGAACAAUCCUGUGCUGACCUGGCUGGGAGGCAUGGUCAAGAACCAGAAAGCAUCAUGGGUAGACGGGUCAGAGUGGAACUACGAUGACUGGAUGCCGGGACACCCAAACAUUCACGCUAACAAACCCACCUGUGUGGAGAUGUUCAGGGAAGAUCAGAGCUGGUGGACGACUGCUGACUGUGAACUGAAGAGAGCGUCCAUUUGCUCAUACCCAAUUGCUGCAUAAAAACAAAGAGACAACUGAGCAGGAUGCCGUUGUGAUUGUGCCGAUUCUUCGAUAAGUGUGGAGAUGCAGUAAUUCUGUAUACA
Thalassophryne amazonica is the source of this 1159-nucleotide messenger RNA. RefSeq names its product pulmonary surfactant-associated protein D-like. The record is from RefSeq and is a predicted model, not a curated record. Gene Ontology annotation, molecular function: signaling receptor activity. NCBI's taxonomy places the organism in Eukaryota, Metazoa, Chordata, Actinopteri, Batrachoidiformes, Batrachoididae. The coding region runs from base 75 to 1076 and encodes 333 amino acids. The transcript is spliced from 9 exons.